Fundulus heteroclitus (mummichog) is the source of this 1132-nucleotide messenger RNA. It is a transcript of the gene gpn3, whose product is annotated as GPN-loop GTPase 3. The transcript has 9 exons. The record is from RefSeq and is a predicted model, not a curated record. The coding region runs from base 135 to 992 and encodes 285 amino acids. Gene Ontology annotation, molecular function: GTPase activity. Lineage: Eukaryota; Metazoa; Chordata; Actinopteri; Cyprinodontiformes; Fundulidae.
AUAGCGUGGUGUUCUCGAACGAAGAGGUAGACGUAGUUACCGUGUUUGUACCCAAGGUGUAGUAAGCGAGCUAACGUGGAUAAGCAGACAGGGCGAACUUUACUAAGACGGGCACAUUGUACCAGAGGUAGAAUAUGCCUCGAUAUGCGCAGUUAGUUAUGGGUCCAGCUGGAAGUGGCAAGAGUACCUACUGCUCCACCAUGGUUCAACAUGCAGAGUCCUUAAACCGCUCAGUUCAGGUGGUCAACCUGGACCCAGCUGCUGAGUAUUUUAGUUACCCCGUGAUGGCAGACAUCCGUGAACUCAUCCAGGUGGAUGACGUGAUGGAGGAUGACUCUCUGAGGUUUGGCCCAAACGGAGGCCUGGUCUUCUGCAUGGAGUACUUUGCCAACAACUUCGACUGGCUGGCGGAGAGCCUGGGCCACGUAGAAGAUGACUACGUAUUGUUCGAUUGUCCAGGUCAGAUUGAACUUUACACACACCUCCCUGUGAUGAGGCAGCUGGUGGAGCAGCUCCAGCAGUGGGAGUUUCGGGUUUGCGGGGUCUUUUUAGUAGACUCCCAGUUUAUGGUCGAAUCUUUUAAGUUCAUCUCCGGGGUUAUGGCUGCACUGAGUGCCAUGGUGUCAUUAGAAAUUCCUCAAGUAAACAUCAUGACCAAAAUGGAUCUGCUUGGGCCAAAAGCCAAGAAGGAAAUUGAAAAGUACUUGGACCCAGACAUGUACUCCAUGAUGGAAGAUAACUCUGGGACUUUCAGAAGCAAAAAGUUCAAGAAGCUAACCAAAGCAAUUUGUGGUUUGAUAGAUGACUACAGCAUGGUAAGAUUCCUGCCUUUUGACCGCACAGAUGAGGAGGGAAUUAAUAUAGUCCUGCAGCACAUCGACUUCUCCAUACAGUAUGGAGAAGACCUGGAGGUUAAGGAACCUAAGGAGGUUGAUGAAGAGCAGUCCAACCUAAAUUAUGAUGAAAUAUUUCAAGACAAAGUCAGCAGCUGAGGAUUAAUAGGACCGUGGAGUGGUGAAGUGUUUUGUGCACGCAGGCCAUGUUGGAUAUAAUUGUAUGAAUAUUUGUUGAAAAACUGACUGGACUUGUAUAAAAGAUUUCUUUUUCCUUUUUAUAUAACUUAUACAAUUUA